UGUCACCCACCGGACUCCAUUCCAUUUCAACUUUCUAAUGCAUUUCAAAUCCGUCGCCCUUCACUGGUUAUAACGUUACGAUUCUACUUUCCUUUCUCUACCAUUCUCUCUCUGUUCCAAAAAUAAGCUUUUGGGUCCUUGUGAGCCUUUAUAGGAGGUUGAGCUUCUUGAUAGAAUGUUCCAAGAAACGGACAAUGCAGUCUGCCAUGGAAGGAUUAGUCUCCCAACUUGUCAAGAAUAUCUUUGGGAAGCCAAACAUUCUGAUAAAGUCUUCAAAUCGGAAGGUGGUCCAGACUCUUGUCUGCAAAAUGCUGGUUUAGAAAGCCACUCCUCAGGUGUCUAUAAAGAAUACUGUGGUGCUGAGAUGUCAGAUUUGUCUUGUGAGAGCACUCCAAGGCUUGGAUACAAGGAUAACCGCAGUUCUCUUUUGCUUGAUCAUAUGUCAGUACAAGAACGACAAUUGGUCUUUAGGAACAUGGUCAGAUAUGAAACACCAGUAAUAGACAAGCAGUGGCCGAAGCACAGUAUUUCACCUGGUUUGCAAAAUUUUUUUGAGUUAGAAAGUGGUUCAAACCUCGCAGAAUGUGGUCUAAUGACCACAAAAAAUGAAGUAAAAACUGUUCUCUCGUCUAGCAUGGAGUUCUUUGGAAAGGAUACCGGCACAAUCAAAGGAUCACUAAGUGAUGAAGGUAUGUCCAGAGAUCUGCAGGUAAAAUGGAAGAAGCUUGCUGACCUUGAAUCUUUGAAGACCUCAAAUUCUAGGGUUAGUGAAAUUGAACUGUGCUCGUCGGAUGAAAGGGACAAAGCAGGAGCAUUUGCCAUGCAAAAGAGAUCACGAAGGCCUCCCAGGAGAUACAUUGAAGAAUUAGCAGAGUCUAAAUCAAAAUUUUAUAGUAGAAAAUGUGGAGUGGCUUGUAAGAGGUCCAAGAACAACUUUCUGCAUGUUAGAUCUGACAAAAAUAAUAGGCAGAAGGAGACUCAGGAAGAAACAUUGCUUUGUCAAGAUAAAUCUUAUGAAGUAGGUUGUAUUCAAGUUCCAUUUGGCCUUCCAGUGGAAGCGGGCCAGUUAGAGGAACAUGACUCAUCUCUGAACUCUGAGGAUUGCAAGGACCACAGACUCCUAAGAUCCAGUGAGAAACUUGAGAUUGAGUAUUCUCCAGCAAAAUCGCGAGAGGAAAUUUCUGAUGAUGAGUGUGUCUUGAGGAGAAGUACUCAAAAAGAUAGCAAACAGAUAAAGCAUUAUACAUCUUGGACUUCUUCUGAAGUGAUGAAGUUAAUUGAAGGUGUUUCUCAGUGUGGAGUUGGAAGGUGGAGUGCAAUGAAGAGAUUACUGUUUUCUUCAUGUUCACAUCGCACAGCUGUUGAUAUUAAGGACAAAUGGCGUAAUUUGUUAAAAGCUAGCUGCACUCAGUUGCAGAAAGAGAGAAAGAUUAAGAGAGAUAUAAGCAAGCAAGCAUCAGAUCAUGUCCCGGAAUCUGUUUUGCAGCGCGUUAGGGAGUUGGCCGUCAUUUAUCCGUAUCCAAGGCGAAAAAGGAUAUUUUCAAAGAUACAGCGAUACCGCGGUAGAACUGGCCAACUACAAUGCUUGGAGUCAACUUUUUGCAUCCAAGGAAUUUGCUGCAAUAAUAACUCUGAGGAUUGCAAGGACCACAGACUCCUAGGAUCCAGUGAGAAACUUGAGAUUGAGUAUUCUCCAGCAAAGUCGCGAGAGGAGAUUUCUGAAGAUGAGAGUGUCUCGAGGAUAAAUACUCGAAAAGGUAGCAAACAGACAAAGCUUUAUACAUCUUGGACUUCUUCUCAAGUGAUGAAGUUUAUUGAAGGUGUUUCUCAGUGUGGAGUUGGAAAAUGGAGUGAAAUGAGGAGAUUACUGUUUUCUUCAUGUUUGCAUCGCACAGCUGUUGAUUUAAUCUCUUUGGAUUUUCAGGACAAAUGGCUUAAUUUGUUAAAAGCAAGCUGCAUUCAGUUGCAGAAAGAGAGAGGUUUGGUUGAAAUUACUUUUACCUGAUUUGUAGUUUAACAUCGUGAGCAGAUAUUUUACAUGCUCACUGUCGCGCCUGAGCAAUCUUCAAAGCUGAUUUUCUUUGGCAUGUCAAGAUUAUCGGAUUCUUAUCUAUAUAAAUUACCUUAUGCAUGCAACCGCAAGCUUUUACUAUCAAUUUAUAAUCUCUACGCAUGUUGUGGUUCUCGCUUUGCAUUUGUCUUACUGUAGUGUCUUGUGGAGUUGUUGCCCUGUUGACAUGGAAGAGCAACUCGACUGGCAAUAUCUUCUGAAAUAAAGCUUCUUAUUUGAACUGAGUUUUUUAACUUGUUUGCUGUGAUCAAUAAUUAAGAGUUGAAAUUUGGUAAAUCAGAACUCCUAUUGUGAGCUUGAUGGGUAGAUGCAUCAUUCUUCUAUUUCUUUAUCAUGCAGAUUAAGAGAGAUAUAAGCAAGCGAGCAUCCGAUCACGUUCCAGUAUCUGUUUUGCAGCGCGUUAUGGAGUUGGCCGUCAUCUAUCCAUAUCCAAGGCAAAAAAAGGUCCGCUCGUAAUACUCAUGCAAUGUCUUCGUUUUCAACCACCAAGAGUAAUGCACGGCCCCCCUCUCAACUGCUGUUAAAAGGGUCAAGAGCAAAUAGAUUGCUAGAAACCUCAGUGAACUUCACAAUGCAUGUGAGAUCUUUUUGUAUUUGAAGACUGAAAAGAAAGAAAUGAAAGAGUUUAGCCCUUUGGCAUAUUUCACCAUCAA
Prunus dulcis (almond) is the source of this 2724-nucleotide messenger RNA. RefSeq lists its product as uncharacterized. The transcript is spliced from 8 exons. The coding region runs from base 176 to 2005 and encodes 609 amino acids. The record is from RefSeq and is a predicted model, not a curated record. NCBI's taxonomy places the organism in Eukaryota, Viridiplantae, Streptophyta, Magnoliopsida, Rosales, Rosaceae.